AAAAUUGAACUGAGAAAUCAUAUUUUACCUCCUAAUCUGUCAGACUUCACGCUACAAUGGGCUCCUAUUGUCCGUCUGAAGAUGACAUAAGGAGUGUUAUUGUAUUCUGCCCCGAUGUUGACCCGGAGGCCGUAAGGAGGGAUUUGCAAUACGUCACACAAAGUGUUGAGGCAACUGUCAACCGGAUUUUAGAUGGAAAUCUCACAUCAGAUAAUUCAAUCAUAUCCAAGGAAAGUCUGGCAGUGAGGCGAUCUCAAGAUACAGCAGUCAUCCAUCCAACCUUCAGUACAGACUCUGAUGAUGAUUUACCAUACAUUCCUGCAUCAAAGAAAAAGAAGAAGGGAAUUGCUAGCUCUACCAGUAUAGUGACAGUCUCAAACUCCAAUUCAUUAUCCCCUAGCCAGUCAUCAUACUCUGGAGAGUGUCUUCCUUCUACAUCCAUCAGCAAAUCUCAGGAUGUUCCUGAAACUGUUUCCUUGAGUAGUGAUUCUGAGGAUAGUGUGUCAUAUUUAAAGAUAGAUAAAGAUGUUGAGAGUGAGUCAUCUUUGAGUGAACGUUUAAAACAAUACAAAACAUCAUCAAAUUCAGCAUUCAUAUCAUCAGGCUCAAACUACUUUAAACAUGUCAAUGCAAGAAAGUUAAAGUCUGCAAAUUCUCACACCAUCUCUGAUUCAGACUCGGACAGUCUUCCUGAUCUUCCAGAGGUUUCACAGUUGCCACUAUCAGAUCAUCAAGCUUUCAGUUAUUCUAGUCCCAGUUAUGAUUAUGCUUCUGCGACUCUUUCGCAAUCUUCCUCAGUGCCGAAUCAUCAUUUGAACAGUCAGUUAUCCAGUUUAGGAAGUACUGUUUCAACAUAUGAUGACAUUCAAGACAUGCAAGAGACUGUCAGCUCAGUGACCACCAUGGAUAGCCAGUAUUCCGAUGAAGAUCAAUCUGAACAUUCUGAGGAAAAAAAGAAGAAAAGGACACCAGCUGAAGUUGUGGAGCAGAAGAGGCUUGCACAGCAAAAGAAGCAAACUCGAGAAAGAGAAUUGUCGGUAAAGAGAAAGCAAAAAGAACUUGAAAAAGCUGAGAAGAAAGCUGCGUUGGAGGCGCGAAAAUGUCUGAAGCCUGGAGAGUGCUUGAAGUAUGUGGCUGUGAAAUUUGAUUCCAACGUCGUCCAGAGCACAGUUGGUCCUGUGUUGCUGAAGCUCCUCCAAGAAGCAGGUAUCCAAUAUGAAGUUUGUGAUCAACCUAUCCCGGCCUGCAUCUCCUGGACCAGGAAGGUGAUAAACCAUGAAGUACAAGGACAUACACUUCAGCAACAGACCAAAUAUGUUGAUGAACAACAUGGCAUCCUGAUAGUGCCUGUCCAAGAUUUUGUAAGCAUGGUUUACGCCACAGUACAUGUUGGCUGCACCCAUCGGAUGUCCCUCCCUGAGUUUGCGUGGCAGGCGUCCGCAAGUCUCUGUGAUAGAAAGCUCAGUCUGAUUGUACAAGGCAUGGAGAAGUACUUCAAGGAUCUCAAGACGAUAGGGCAGCGACAGUAUAAGGAAGCUGUGAGAUCAACAGAUCCUGCAUACAAUGCUAAAAAGAAGCAGAAAGGAAUUGAUAUUUCUAUUGUGAUUUCAAGAUUUGAUAUGGAACAGGCGAUGUUAGAGCUACAACUCAGCCCUGCUGGCUGCAGUGUCAGCUUGGUGGAGACACCAGAAGAUGUGGCCAAGAUCAUCUUCAGACACACCAAGUCCGUGGCGGAAGCUCCCUUUAAAAAAGAGAAGAAUCAAGUGGGCUUCUCAUUCCUCCCAGAUAGCACCAGCUGUGUGAAGAUUGAAAAGAAUGGAAGUGGACUGUUAAAGUGUUGGAAGCAGCAGCUCUGUCAGUUUAACGCCCUCUCUCCGGAAGUAGCCAAUGCAAUCGUGGGGGAAUACCCUUCACCUAGGCUACUUAUCCAGGCUUAUGAACAAUGCCACUCACAGAGAGAAGCGGAGCGACUGCUUGUGGAUGUGCGGGUUCGUCGGGGUGCAGGCGUAUUGGAGACGAGCAGGAGAGUUGGGAAGGAAAUGUCUAGACGAAUAUAUGAGCUGUUCACCGGGAGAGAUCCAGAUAGUGUCAUAAACUAAAUCGCAUAAUUCCCAAGGAUAUUGGUGCUAUGUGGAGUGUUUUCUCAGGAAUAAAAUGAGGUUAUUGUUACAUCUUUUGGAUUCAGGAGUAGACAAGCAAAUAUAAUGUGUCGUUUUGAAAAAGUGC
Lineus longissimus is the source of this 2226-nucleotide messenger RNA. Its product is annotated as crossover junction endonuclease EME1-like. NCBI's taxonomy places the organism in Eukaryota, Metazoa, Nemertea, Pilidiophora, Heteronemertea, Lineidae. Gene Ontology annotation, molecular function: crossover junction DNA endonuclease activity; ubiquitin binding; DNA binding. The coding region runs from base 57 to 2099 and encodes 680 amino acids. The record is from RefSeq and is a predicted model, not a curated record. Gene Ontology annotation, biological process: resolution of meiotic recombination intermediates; replication fork processing; mitotic intra-S DNA damage checkpoint signaling. Gene Ontology annotation, cellular component: Holliday junction resolvase complex; nucleus. The transcript is spliced from 10 exons.